Molecule: messenger RNA, 2023 nt
Organism: Aspergillus brunneoviolaceus CBS 621.78
Lineage: Eukaryota; Fungi; Ascomycota; Eurotiomycetes; Eurotiales; Aspergillaceae
Product: Metallo-dependent hydrolase
Exons: 4
Coding region: 411-1898 (495 amino acids)
Molecular function (GO): hydrolase activity, acting on carbon-nitrogen (but not peptide) bonds
Source: RefSeq, a predicted model, not a curated record
CGUGACGCCUAUCCUUCUUACGGCCCAAGUGGUGGUUAUCUUGCUGGAAUUUACAUUAUCGAUAUUCAACUUGUCACUAUGCUCACCUUACAUGCAUCUUCUAUACAACAUGGUGCUAUCAAUCAUCUGUCCUAGCAGGUGAAGCUUUCCCCUCACUCAUGACGUCGCUCCACUCCUUCCUGUCGACCCACCGCGGACCGCCCGUCAGCAUCGCGUUUCGCGCUCGUCUUGGCUCCGAGGCUGACCAAUGCACCGGUCAUCUAGACCGGCGAUCAGAUGUUUACACUGCCGAUAAAACAAACAGGUUCGCGCGUGGGAUUGAGGCCCAGAUCAGCAUCACAACGAAGACGACCAAGGGAUAGCCGAUUCCUGGGUGUUGACUUUAUCAACCCGAUCGAACCAACAACGAAAUGUCAUCAAUCCUGUUGCAAAAUGCGACAAUUCUGGUCCCCUCCGGCGACCAGAAUGACUACGUCGUUCCGCUCCACAACCACUCGCUGCUCAUCGAAGGAGCCAAGAUCUCGCAGAUCGCACCUCAGAUUAGCCCGCCUGUCGAAUCCACCCAAGUUAUCGACUGCACCGGGAAGAUCAUCUCGCCUGGGUUUAUCGAUACACAUCACCACCUCUGGCAGACCCAGCUCAAGGGACGUCAUGCAGACCAUACCUUGAUCGAGUACAUGCCCACGGGAAACCUGCAACAGGUCAACUUCACACCAGAAGAUAUCUUCUGGGGAGAGCUGGGAGGCUGUCUCGAGGCCUUAGAUGCAGGAACUACCACCGUGGUGGACCAUGCUCACAUGAAUGUCUCCCCCGCUCAUUCCGUAAAUGGAAUAGCAGCGACAGCUUCCUCAGGCAUCCGAUCUAUCUUCUGCUACACACCCACCUCGACGGUCAAGAAGUGGAAGCCAGAAAUUGAGAUGAACACCAGCCUACUCGAUGAAUGGGUCCUCCAACAACUCGAGGAGCUGGCCGCAGCGGCGCCGUUUGGCGACGGGCGCGUCCAGCUGGGUCUGGCUUUUGACGGGUUCAUGCUGCCGAAGGAGAUGGUCGUCGCGUUGUACGAUCGUGCCCGUAAAGCGGGAGUGAAGGUGAUCACCACCCACUAUGUGCGUGGAUAUUUCAGCGACGGAUCCCUGGUCGACCUCCUCGAGGCCUACGGCCUCCUGGGCCCCGACAUUCUUCUCUCGCACGGCAAUAACCUCUCGGCCACCGACAUCGAGAAACUCUCUGCUGCGAAAGCAUGGAUCUCCGCCACCCCCGACACCGAACUGCAGAUGGGCCACGGGAACCCCGUCUGCUUCCAGGAUGGCUGCACGAGCAUCACUGCGCUCGGGAUCGACUGCCAUAGUAACAAUUCCGGCGACAUCGUCACCCAGAUGCGCCUGGCGCUGCAGAGUGAGCGCGCCCGCCGGAAUGAGAAGCUUCUUGCGCAGGGGAAGUAUAUGCGGUCAUUGGACGUGUCGGUGCAAGAUGCCUUCCGGCUGGGGACGAUCCAAGGCGCCCGCGCGAUCGGCAUGGCAGAUCAGCUGGGGUCGAUUGAGGUCGGGAAGCUUGCGGAUCUGGUGGUCUUUGACGGCGAGAGCCCGGGGAUGAUCUGCGCUGCGGAGAAGCAUCCGGUCGCGGCUAUUGUAUUGCAUUCGUCUGUGCGCGACGUGGAUACGGUCAUUGUUAACGGCGAGAUUCGCAAGCAAGGCGGUCGGUUGGUGCCGGUGGACAUUGACUCUUCAUUCCCGGAGGUGACGAUCGCAAAACGAAGGGUGGAAUGGAAGGAUGUAGCGAAAGAGUUGCGGGACAGUCAGGAGAGGAUCCAGAAUGCUGCGGUGGAAGCUGGGGCUGUGGGAACUCGAGUGUCCGAGGCUUUGAGUAUCUUCCAUAUGGACUCGAGCAAGUUUGUUUGAGCUGUGAGGCGUCGAGGAUCUCUGGGAGGGUUGCCUUAGCCUUCGAGUGAAGGGGGUUGUGGUAAUGGACGUAGCCUACCAAUAUACCUCCGUGCCCUAUAAAGCACGGACUGCCCAUCCGAUCA